Molecule: messenger RNA, 648 nt
Organism: Saccostrea cuccullata (small rock oyster)
Lineage: Eukaryota; Metazoa; Mollusca; Bivalvia; Ostreida; Ostreidae
Exons: 2
Coding region: 1-648 (215 amino acids)
Source: RefSeq, a predicted model, not a curated record
AUGGAUCUGUGGAAUGUCCAUGAGAUAGAUGAUGUAACGUUGAGCCAGAUUGCAGACUUUAUUGAGGCUGAAUCAAAUUUUGAAAAUCUGUCCUUUAGUGAGAAUGAUUUCCUUGACAUUGACAUUGAUUUCGGAGAUUUUGAUGCAUUGCCAAUGGAAAAUAUUACAAGUUCUGAUGUGAAUACAAUGAUGGUAGACUUGAAAUCAAGUACUGAUCAAGCUUGUGAUAUUAAAACCGGAAGUUCCAAAAUCAAAGUAGAUACAGAGAAUUCUGAUGUGAAGUUAUGUCCGUCGCGCUUCGGAGAUCUAAAAGAGGAAGAGGACAUAAAUCGUCUCAUCAAGGAUACUGAGAGUAAAAAUACGAGGAAAAACUCAAAUUGGAGUAAGAAAACAUUCGAUGAAUGGCGAGAGUUCCGAACAAGCCAGACAAACGUGCCUAUACCUGAGAUUGAGAAUUUUAAAGAAAAUGAUGUAAAUGUAUGGAUGAACAAAUUCGUACUUGAAGCUAGACGCAAGGAUGGAGCACCUUUGAGUGCGAGAAUGGCUGAGUUAACAAAACAGGGUGUUGGUACAGUAUCGCGUCAGGCGGACCCCAUAUCACGCGACAACGAGGAGGAACUCUGGUCAAAGGGAGUAUUUGGAUCAUGA